GUUGCAGCCUCAUUUUACUAUCAGCUACUGACAGCAUGGAGGACAGCUCUAUACUAGCUGCUUUCUCAAAUAUUUAUGUCACGAUUUUUGCAUUGUUCUGCUUCAAACUUUUAAUAAAAAUCAGUCUGGCUCUGCUGACCCACUUUUACAUCGUCCAGGGCAAUAAGAAGGAAGCAGCAAGAAUUGCUGAGGAGAUCUAUGGAAUAACUCCAGGUUCAUGGGCAGACAGAUCUCCCUUACAUGAAGCUGCAUUUCAUGGACGUCUAUUGUCUUUAAAAACCCUCAUUGCCCAGGGUUUUAAUGUGAAUAUUGUCACUAUCGAUAGAGUUUCUCCUCUUCACGAAGCUUGCCUUGGAGGCCAUGUAGCCUGUGCUAAAGUGUUGUUGGAGAACGGAGCCAAUGUGAAUUCAGUCACCAUUGAUGGUGUAACACCCUUAUACAAUGCUUGUUGUUCUGGAAGUGCUGCCUGUGUCAAUGUGUUGCUUGAGUACAAAGCAAAGCCACAGCUUGAAUGCCAGUUGCCUUCUCCAAUUCACGAGGCAGCAAAAAGAGGACACAGGGAAUGCAUGGAAAUACUACUUGCACAUGGAGUAAAUAUAGACCAAGAAACAUCCCAGCUUGGGACUCCUCUUUAUGUGGCAUGCAGCUUUCAGAGACCGGAUUGUGUGAAAAAACUCCUUGAGCUUGGAGCAAAUGUUGAAAGAGGAAGAUUACAAGAUACUCCAUUACAUGCUGCUGCACGGAAAUCCAGCGUAAAAGUUGUGGAUUUGCUAAUUGACUAUGGGGCAGAUGUCAAAUGGAGAAAUACUGAAGGAAAAAGGCCAAUAGACCUAGCAGCUCCAAACAGUUCAGUGGAAAAGGCACUGCUAUUAAGAGAAGGUCCUGCGGCUCUCACACAGCUUUGUCGCCUCUGCAUCCGGAAAUGUUUGGGGUCGAUUAAGACUUCACAAAGUGACCAGCUUAGAGCUUCCGAGCGAUUAAAGGAAUUUCUGCUCUAUAGAACUGCUGCUCACUGGAUGUUUUUUGUUUCUCACACUAAUUCUAACAAAUUCUAGAGACUGUUGUUUGUGAAAAUCCCAGGAGAACAUCAGUAA
Erpetoichthys calabaricus (reedfish) is the source of this 1094-nucleotide messenger RNA. RefSeq names its product ankyrin repeat and SOCS box containing 11 (gene asb11). The transcript has 8 exons. Gene Ontology annotation, biological process: positive regulation of protein catabolic process; protein ubiquitination; intracellular signal transduction. Bases 36 to 1055 code for a protein of 339 amino acids. The record is from RefSeq and is a predicted model, not a curated record. Lineage: Eukaryota; Metazoa; Chordata; Cladistia; Polypteriformes; Polypteridae. Gene Ontology annotation, molecular function: protein binding.